AUAGCUUAGGCAGCAAGAUAAUACCAGGUACAUUCACACAUAAUCAUAAUAACCAGACCCGACGCAUCAUCACGCCGGCACGAUGGCGGACCCCAACAUAGCAGAUCCUAAGGAACGAUUCUUCCGCUACUUUCAAGCCGAAAUAACGGCUAUCCAAGGCCAAAUCGAUGAUCUAGCAACCAUGUCUCAUGUAGGCGGAGAGCGACAAGACUGUAUCGACACGGUGUUGGCGGGGAUAUCCCGUUUGUCCAACGAGGUAAUGGAUGCGGGUGAUUACGUCCCUGCAUAUGAUCAACGAACAUAUACCCAGGCCAUCAAGGCUCUCACCGAUAAACUCAACGAGACGACAGCUAAGUUCGCUCCCAAAUCACGCUUCCAAUUCAAAUCCAAAUCCUCGAAAUCCGCUACCACAUCCGAACCCCAAGCCGAUCCACGAGUACGCACCUCCUUUAGCAAUGUCGGUUCCAAACAAUCACCAGUCCUCGAUGCUGCAAAGCGCGAUGCGGAAACUAGCGCUAGUGCAUCUGCGAAAGACUACAAUGAGGAGUUAGAGCAACAAUCAGGUGUUAGGAAGCCGAGUUUCUCUAAUGUGAAGAGUAUUGCUAUUUUCGACCACUCCGGACUACAUAUCGUGCUGCCUUCGACUGCUUCAAGGGCCACAUCAUCGGGUAGCUUGAGGAACCUAGAGCGAUGCGUGGUGGAUAUGACAAUUCCGACGAGCACGGGAGCACCGUUCGCCGGAUUGGCGCUGAAGAAUAUUAAGCAGAGUCUGGUUAUUGCUGGGCAUGUCGCGGGGCCCGUACACAUUACUGGACUUCAGAAUACCAUAGUGGUAGUCGCCGCGCGACAGGUCCGUAUCCACGAAUGUAGGAACGUCGACGUGUACCUCCACUGCGCAAGCCAUCCUAUUAUCGAGGAUUGCUCGGACAUGAGAUUUGCGCCGAUACCCGAGUUCUAUGCAACGAAAUCGGAGAUCGAAGGCACAAACCAGUGGGAUCAAGUCGACGACUUUAAGUGGCUGAAGACCGAGCCGUCUCCGAACUGGUCCAUCUUGCCCGAAGAGAGUCGCAUCCCGGCAGAUGUCUGGAAGAAUUCGGUUUGCGGUAGCCCAAGCCUCAGUACGGUCGACAUUCUACGAAAGGCUGGUGUGUUGAGUUCGUAAUAGUCAUAAUGGUCUUUCAGUAUUCUGGAAAGUUGUGAUCUGAAAAUUGGUGUACAAGCAAGACUUUAGCGUACGGCGUUGGCUUCCAUUCCUUCUCCUUUUCCGCAACCUGUACUCCCUAUUGUAAUAAAACUCGUAGUUCCCUAUCAAUGAAACUUAAUUCCAUGAGA
Messenger RNA from Hypoxylon trugodes, 1332 nucleotides. RefSeq names its product TBCC-domain-containing protein. The record is from RefSeq and is a predicted model, not a curated record. The coding region runs from base 83 to 1162 and encodes 359 amino acids. Gene Ontology annotation, cellular component: cytoplasm. Gene Ontology annotation, molecular function: tubulin binding. NCBI's taxonomy places the organism in Eukaryota, Fungi, Ascomycota, Sordariomycetes, Xylariales, Hypoxylaceae. The transcript is spliced from 5 exons. Gene Ontology annotation, biological process: post-chaperonin tubulin folding pathway; tubulin complex assembly.